Phymastichus coffea is the source of this 2991-nucleotide messenger RNA. Its product is annotated as SREBP regulating gene protein. The transcript is spliced from 5 exons. Gene Ontology annotation, biological process: positive regulation of SREBP signaling pathway. Lineage: Eukaryota; Metazoa; Arthropoda; Insecta; Hymenoptera; Eulophidae. The coding region runs from base 381 to 1262 and encodes 293 amino acids. The record is from RefSeq and is a predicted model, not a curated record.
GUACAUAUGUGGUAUAAUAAGGUAUAAUGUAAGAGUAGAUACACAUAAAAGAUAUAACAAUGUUAGAUGAUUAAUAUUUGGUAUUUAAAAAGUUAAAAUAUACAAUAAAAUUUAUUGCUAUCUUGGGAAUGGUUUUCAUCUGUAAUUGACCAUUCCUUCUUUUGAACAAAACUUGUGUGUUUUGUAAAAUAUAACAUAACCCUUUCUAUCAUUAAAAAAGUGGCAAUUAAGAACUACUUUCAAAUACAUUCCAUUGAGCGGGAUGUGUGUUUAUAAUUGUACAAAAAUAAAAGCAUUUAAUUUUUAUUUUUUUACAAAGAUAUUAAAAAUAUAUAUCAUAAAGUAGGUAAAAAGCGUAUCAUAUUUUAAUUGAUCAAAGUAUGCCAAUUUGGACCAUAUUUUCGAAAUUUCUUCGUCGUAAAGUAAUUUUUGGACUUAUUUUUGCUUUUCUACUUACAUAUUGUGUACUUAGUUUAUUUUGUAAUGAGAAAAAGGAACAAACUUUUGGAAAUGAUUUUAAUGACAUAGAUAAUACAAUUACUGGAGGUAGUGAUUAUCUAUUCAAUGUCGAAGAUGGUGAUUAUAACAAAGCAAAAUUUGCUGAUACCCCAUUGUUGUGGCAAAUGAAAGUAUUGAAUGAUAUUGGAAAUGACAACUCUGUAGAGUUAGAAAAUGUUGAAAUAUUGAAUGACAAUGAGACUUCUUCAAAGCCUUGUCGCAACUCAGUUCAAGGAAAGUCAUUAAUUGUGGAUGAAAAAGGUUAUGUGUGUGCUCGACAUAACAUUCUUGCAAAUGGUUGUUGCAAUACAGAAAUAUUCGAGCAAACUGAAAAUCUAUCCAGCUCUGUGCCUUAUUUAACAAAAGCCAGGUAUACAUGUGAAACAUGUAAUAAUCAUGGCUGCUGCGCUAUUUAUGAAUACUGUGUCUCUUGUUGUCUAGAUCCCAAGAAGAUCAAACUAAAGAAAACAUCAAACACUGGACAAUUUGAAAAACAAAAUAUGAAAUUGAAAAAGAUAAGUGACAGUUUGAAAGUACGUCUGCGUAGCCUUGAUCGUUUUCAAAUGUGUCUUGCUGCUUGUCGAACUUCUAGUGCAAGUGUCCAACAUGAAAACACAUAUAAAAAUCCAUAUUCAAAACAUUGUUUUCUUUUACAAUUGCCAAGCAGCCGAUUAUCUCGAAGACAUAAAAGGAAUUCUUUGUCUUUGAAUAAUAAUAAUAAGAAUGAUCUUAGUAUCACUUUUAUAUCUUCUUCUAGAGUAUAAUUAUUACAUUUAUCUCUUAUUCCUACCUAUUUUAUUGUUAAAAUGCUCAUUCCAUAAUUGAAUCAUAGUUUGAAUUUUUUCAUCCUGAAAUUAGCAUACAUUGAGGUAUUUAUUUAGAAAAACAAUUCUUUCGGCGCUACUGUGCUUUUGGAGCUAUAAAAUAAUGUAAAAACUAGUGAACAGUAAUUAUCAGUGUAAAUUAAACCUACUUUAUUCCUCUAAUUUAUUUCUACAUUAAAAAUGAAAGAAAACAAAAUGCCAUUAUAUCAUGAUAUAGAUUAAUUAUAAAACAAUGACGUAUAUCGUUGACUAGUAAACGAGUGGAGGUGUAAAAAUUUAGUCUUUUGUUUUAUUGCUACGUUAGCUUUUCUUAAAAAAUUCAACUAAUAUAAACCUAUAUAAUUACGUUAUAAUUUUUGUUUAAUUGUUGUUACCGAUACAAGUGAUCAUAAUUUAAUUAAUUUUUGAUAAACUUGAUUAUAUAACAAUAUGAAAACAUACAUUUACAUAUGCUUCAAAAUAAAUUUAUUCUAUUUGAAAAUCGAAAAAUUAAUGUUUUUCAUAAUAAUUUCUUUGUGUACGACAUAUUGCUAAACACAAGCAUGUAUGAAAAAAUAAGGUUUUUUAUUUAGAAGCAAGAUUGAAACAAAUAAAAAAAUGCAAUUUGUAUAAUCUUUCAUUGAACUUAAUUCAAUCAUCGCUUUUUUUAUGGAGGUGCAUUUUACCAAUGCAAACUGAGAGCUUUCAUCAACUUGGUUUAUAACAAACUAAUCCCUUAAGUCUACAAACAGAGAAUUAUAAUGAAAACCCGACUGCACCGAGUUGCGUCAUAUUUUCAGCGCAGCAAGUUUAAUAGUGCAUGGUAUAAAAAUUCAAUUCUUAUAUAUUUAUGGGGUUGGUUAUAUGGUUUAUGUUUAUAAUGACAGAAUAAUUUAAGAAGUAUUUUGAACUUUAGUACGUUGAAGAUAUAAAUUCAGGUACAAAUGGAAAAGCAUGCAUACUAUAUAGAAGGUAGUGUAGAUAACUGUUGCUAACAAUAAGUGUCUUACUGUCGACUCAACUCUUACUCCUAAGAUUUUCUCUUUUUUAUGGCUUAUUGCAAAGUGCAAUGCCAAAUCUGCUAAACAGAUGUUGACAAAAAACAACAUGCUUUAAGGUAAUGUUGAACAGGAAACUAUAUCCUGACUACGCGAAAACUCGUAAGCACUUGACACUCGCUCUAUCCAUUCCCUACAUAUUUAUCUCCUAAGAUCGACGGAUUUAUCCUUUUAUGAAAUUUUUUUCAUAAAAAAUAAUCAGUUGAUUUACCUAAAGAAUAGAGAAAGUCCUCCAGUUAGUGACAGCAGCGCAUGUCUCUCUCUCUUUCUUUCUGUAAAUGCGUAAAAAACGAAGAAUAAACCAUAAUAGAUAAAUAUUUAAGAAUCAUUUUCUUUCGGAACGUUCACAUUCCAACAGAAAAUUCCGAAUUCCUGUAAAGACUAGAAAGUUGCAUAUUGAAAUUUCUGUUUACGGUGCAAACUAUGUUUAUGUAAAAAAUAUCUUGCCGAAGGACUAAUGUACAGCCAGUGACGUAUGAAUGGAAGACCGUCGCCUAAACAAAUAAAAGAGUCGUAAAAUUUAUCUACAUCAUCCUGUUAUCAUUUUCUUCAGUUUUUUCGUUAUGUAGUAUCCAAAGCUUAACAUAUAAGAAAAUCAAUGUAAAAAUGUACGAAUUUGAUAAAACAAUAAA